This is a messenger RNA of Aspergillus aculeatinus CBS 121060, 2240 nucleotides long. Its product is annotated as VPS28-domain-containing protein. Lineage: Eukaryota; Fungi; Ascomycota; Eurotiomycetes; Eurotiales; Aspergillaceae. Gene Ontology annotation, molecular function: protein-containing complex binding. The record is from RefSeq and is a predicted model, not a curated record. The transcript is spliced from 6 exons. The coding region runs from base 68 to 1909 and encodes 613 amino acids. Gene Ontology annotation, biological process: protein transport to vacuole involved in ubiquitin-dependent protein catabolic process via the multivesicular body sorting pathway. Gene Ontology annotation, cellular component: ESCRT I complex.
CCGGCCAGUCCAGUUCGAGCAUCACUUGUCAUUUACCUCAAUUCAUCCGAACAUAAUCGCUUCAAUCAUGUAUGCGCAACGGCCUUUGUCAUAUGCUCCGACGCCUUACAGUUAUACGCCCAACCCGGCGCUGGCUGCGUCCAUCAACCUCGAUGAGGAAGUGAAGCUAGCUUCUAGCUCGGCGGAGCGCGAUCUUCACGAAUCCCUGGCGGAGAUUUACAGUAUCAUCGUCACUUUGGAUGGCCUUGAGAAGGCGUAUAUCAGAGACGUGGUCACGGAAUCGGAGUACACGGAGACCUGCACUCGUCUACUGAAGCAGUACAAGUCUAGCUUGGGAGAUGAUAUCGUCGCCGGAGAAUUCGUCGACCUCGAGACUUUCAAGCGAAAAUGGGGGUUGGAAUGCCCCCGUGCCACCGAACGUCUACGAAUUGGGCUCCCCGCCACAGUGGAACAAGCCACUCAUAGUACCCCCGCGGCGAACAUGGCCCCGGCAGCAACAGGUCCGCCAGGCGGCGCUUCUGGCACUUUGAUUCUGACAGCCACCGAGAACUUCAUAACUUUCCUCGAUGCGCUGAAAUUGAACAUGGUCUCGAAAGAUGCAUUGUACCCUCUGCUCUCCGAAGUGAUCCAGUCCGUCAACAAGGUGACAGACGCGGACUUUGAGAACCGGGGUAAGAUUAUCCAGUGGCUGAUCACAUUGAAUCAAAUGCGAGCGACCGAGGAACUCAGUGAGGAGCAGGCCAGAGAACUGUCCUUUGAUAUCGAGCAAGCAUCCGGGGCUUAUAAGAAAAAGACCAGCUUCAUCAACUUCUGUACCAUCCUGCAUCGCAUCCAGCACAGUCAAGUCGUCCCUCCGCAUACCGACAUCAUGAUCAGCGCCGAUCCCGAUGAGCCUAUCCACGUGCUCGAUCUUCCCCAGAUCCAUACUAAGCCCUCAGGCACUGAACUCAUCCAGGCUCUCAGUCUUCUGACAACAAAGCCGCGAAGCUUUGGUCUCACAGCCCCUGAAGCGGUGAAGGCGCAGACCGUCCACCCGGCCGGUAUCACCCGCUAUCUGACCUCGAUCAUCUCGAGUCCCCUGGCAUGGCUCGACACCGAGGAGCUUCGGGAGGCUGUCUGGGACGCCGCUGCGGCUAGACUCAGCGAGCGCUCAGGUCGAACCGCAAUGCCCGCCAUGUCGCGAGUCUUCAUGAUCCCGACCUCCCACGGCGAAGAAUACACGCUCACCUUGCAUGAACCAUCCCUGACCAGCGACAACCUGGGCAUGAAAACCUGGGUGUCAUCCUACCUCCUCUCCAUUCGCCUGCACUCCCUCCUCGAAUCCCCCCCGCAACUCGUCCCCACCACCACCACCACGCCGCAGCUCCACCCGGAGCGUACUCUCCGCGCGCUCGAACUCGGCGCCGGCACGGGGCUUGUUGGCCUCUCUUUCGCGGCCCUCCGUGGCCCUUCCGCCAGCAUCCACCUCACCGACCUUCCCGCCAUCGUGCCCAACCUCGCGCACAACGCCGCCCUCAACGUCGAGCUACUCAACCGCACCGGCGCAACGGUCACCACCGGCGUGCUGGACUGGUCCGUGCCACCGACGCCCCUCCCAACGCCCGCCGAGCAGUACGAUCUCAUCCUCGCCGCCGACCCGCUGUACUCGCCAAACCACCCCAAGUGGCUCGUCGAUACGGUCACCCACUGGCUCAGCCGUGGGCUCAACGCCCGCGUUGUCGUCGAGAUGCCCCUGCGCGACGCGUACCUCCCGCAGGUGCAGGACUUCCGGCAGCGGAUGGGCCAGCUCGGACUGGCGGUUGUCGACGAGGGCGAGGAGGUCGGCUACGAUGAUUGGGAGUCGGCCGAUGGUGGGGCCCUCGAGGUGCGAUGCUGGUGGUCUGUUUGGGGAUGGAGUGAGAAGCUUUAGCUUGUAAACUCAGUUUCCAUCUCCGCCGUCCUCGUUUCCCUUUCCACCAAAAGUGGUGGACCAGGCAAAUCCAUUCAGCGACAGACAUUUCCACGACGUCACGAAAGCACAUUCACCCCACAUAUAGCAUCAACAGCAUCAGCUUCAGCAUCAGCAUCAGCAUCAGCAUCAGCAUCAGCAACUGCCAUACGCCAUCAAGACUAACGUGAUAGAGAUCAUACACCGACUAAGCCGGGCGAUUCGCACAUUGGAGAGCCCGGUUCCUCCGUUCCAAAUCUAGAGCUACAUAGAGCGUUUGUAGUAUUAGAUAUAGCAUAUCCCAAGACUCGAU